Messenger RNA from Drosophila navojoa, 1027 nucleotides. It is a transcript of the gene Fmo-1, whose product is annotated as Flavin-containing monooxygenase 1. The record is from RefSeq and is a predicted model, not a curated record. Gene Ontology annotation, molecular function: flavin adenine dinucleotide binding; N,N-dimethylaniline monooxygenase activity; NADP binding. Lineage: Eukaryota; Metazoa; Arthropoda; Insecta; Diptera; Drosophilidae.
AUAUUCAAUUAAAGCGCUUGCAUUGAGCAACAUCGAUUCGAAGUGUGGAAUAAUGAGUUUGUGCAUAAUUGGGGCUGGCACCGCUGGACUUUGCUGUGCUCGGCGUGCACUUGAGAAUAAUCAAAUUCCGACAGUUUUUGAACUUUCAAAUCAAAUCGGUGGCACAUGGAUUUAUAACGAGAAUACUGGAACAAUCAAUGGCAUCGAUGUGCACAGCAGUAUGUAUGAGAAUUUGCGUACUAAUUUACCCAAGGAGGUGAUGGGAUUUCCGGAUUUUGAGAUCGGUGCACACAAAGAUUCCUAUAUAUCAUCUCAAGAUAUUGUCUUGUUUUUGAAUCGUUAUGCUGAUCAUUUCGAAUUGAGAAAAUAUAUCAUUUUCCAAUCGUAUGUAUUGCGGGUAUUGAAGAAGAAGGAUAAAUGGCAAGUCCUUGUCAAGAAUCUCUUGACAAAUGCUAUGAAAUAUUAUUAUUUUGAUAAAAUAAUCAUAGCAAAUGGGCAUUAUCAUACCCCGAAUUAUAUACAAAUCCCGAACGCGAAUCUGUUUAAAGGUGAAUACAUGCACAGCCAUGAUUAUCGAAAAAGCGACGUGUUCCAAGGCAAACGCGUUUUAGUGAUUGGCGGCGGACCAAGUGCCUUGGACUUGUCGAAUAUCAUAUCAAAGGCGGCAAAGGAAGUGACUCUUAGCCACCAUUUGGAGGGUAUUUCGAAUUCGAUAUUCCUUGAAAAUGUCACGACUAAGCCGGAUGUCAGGGAGCUGGACGAGAAUGGCGCAUAUUUUGUGGAUGGAUCCUACAAGGAAUUCGAUACGAUUUUCUACUGCACCGGGUAUAAGUAUUCUUUUCCGUUUCUCAGCAUUAAUGCUGGCAUCUAUGUCGAGGACAAUUGGGUGCAAAUGCUCUAUAAGCAGUGCAUCAAUAUACGAAAUCCCACUAUGGCGCUGAUUGGUUUGCCAUUCUAUGUGUGCGCCGCGCAAAUGAUGGACCUGCAGGCACGCUUUGUCUUCAGCUACUUUUAUGGCAAAAAUCAA